GUCUCCUGAAAGUUGGAGUUUUGUGUAAACCUUUGAAAAAUAAAAAUUAGUGCAUAAAUAGUUAUAGAAUAAUUUCGAAGGACAAUUACGGAAUUUUCAAUAUAUAUUUUAUGAUGAAGAAGCUAACUUGUCCAGUGGAGCGAUCGAAGUGAAAAAAUAAAUAUUAACAUGAAUUUGAAUAUUGAUCACAUUCUACACGGCCCAAAGACCGCCAAUCAUACAAAGAAUGGAAACGAUUUUGGAGCACUUAAAAAUUCAACAGCCAACGAAAGCGAAUUUAAUCUACAAAAUGAAGAAUUUAUAUUUGACAGAACAGAUGUUAGAGCUAUAUUUAUCACAUUGUAUACGCUCGUUUUUUGUUGCUGUUUCUUUGGUAACCUUCUCGUUAUACUCGUUGUGACGCUAUCUAGAAGACUAAGGUCCAUCACUAAUUUCUUCUUAGCAAAUUUAGCGGUAGCAGAUCUAUGUGUGGGUGUGUUUUGUGUCUUCCAAAAUUUAACGAUAUACUUAAUACCUAGUUGGGUGUUUGGAGAUUUCUUAUGCAAGAUGUACCAAUUUGUACAUUCCUUGAGCUACACGGCUUCUAUUUUUAUCUUAGUUGUGAUUUGUACAGAAAGAUAUUUUGCAAUAAUUCACCCUAUAACUUGCAAACAAAUAUUAACAUCGAGGAGGUUAAGAUUAGUGAUCCUCGGAGUAUGGAUUACGAGUGCUGCGUACAGCGCACCAAAGUUUAUAUGGGUAGAGACUAUAACAAAUGACUUGGGUGACGGUCACUUAGAGACCAUUUGUAUCCAGCACAGAAUGAAGUACAACUCAGAGAUAUUCGACAUGGUCAACUUUGGUCUACUCUACGUCACUCCACUCUGCGUUAUGACGGUUCUAUACACCCGGAUUGCGGUGGGCCUCUGGCAGAGUUCGAAUGGACUACGGCACAUGGGACAGGCGCAGUGCUGUGCAGCGCAGUGUCCACGCCCGGAGAAGCCUCCAACCGAAAGUUAUGAACCACAGCGAACGUUCAUCGGAACUUCAGAAGCCAAGGGUACUCCAGCUGGACCAGUAAAACCGAAGAAGCGCUCCCGGAAGGAGAGUCGAAGCUGUCAUCACCUCAGUCAUCUGUCAAGAAAUGUGCUGCGGGCGCGGCGCGGUGUUGUGCGUAUGCUUAUAGUAGUCGUCCUGACUUUUGCUAUCUGCAACUUGCCCUUCCAUGCUCGUAAAAUGUGGCAAUACUGGUCAACCGGAUACCAAGGUACAAGCGAUUUCAGCGCCCUCCUUACACCCCUCACGUUUCUCAUUACCUACUUCAACUCUGGUAUAAACCCUUUACUGUACGCGUUCUUAUCUAAGAACUUUCGUAAAGGCAUGAGGGAACUGCUAUUCUGUAACUUUCACAGUAAGAAGAAAAGUGAGAACGUGAUUUUAUUGAAUAGAGUUGGAGGAACGGGAUUACGGAGGAGUUCGACUCGAUCGACACGGGCCAACUGUAGCACGGUGACGAUGGCCCCGAAUGGAGAGUCAUGAGGGUUGUACAGGCAGAGGUUUUUCUAUAGGCACACGGAAGUUUCCUGAUUAACGGAGAGCACCGACGAGGUGACCGAAAGCAGCGGACUCUACACCAUAUCCACGAUAUCACGGAAGGACUUGUAUGACUGAGUGAUGUGCUGUAACUGAAUAACUUGUGAUCUCAUGAGCUUACAAAAUGAACGUUAAUGUUAUGAUUGUAUUACUAUGUGUUGAAGAGAUUAAUAUAUCGCGGAACUCGUUAACUUAUAAUUAAAUAUUACAAUAUAAUUUGAAGGAUUAUUAUUAUUGAAGGAAAAUUAUUAUUGCUAUCGCUACCUAGUCAUUGAAUUCCGCGACAGUAGAACUAAAGCAUAUCG
Pieris brassicae (large cabbage white) is the source of this 1877-nucleotide messenger RNA. RefSeq names its product trissin receptor-like (gene NGR-A31). The transcript has 7 exons. Lineage: Eukaryota; Metazoa; Arthropoda; Insecta; Lepidoptera; Pieridae. Gene Ontology annotation, biological process: G protein-coupled receptor signaling pathway. The record is from RefSeq and is a predicted model, not a curated record. Gene Ontology annotation, molecular function: neuropeptide Y receptor activity. The coding region runs from base 169 to 1518 and encodes 449 amino acids. Gene Ontology annotation, cellular component: plasma membrane.